AUGCAUCACAUCCAGGAUUAUAGCGAGACAAGUUCACUGGAAAAACAUUGGGGCUUUGAGUCUCGUGUAUUGCCAUGUACCGCUGAUACGGGUACCUGUCAAUAUCUCGACGCUAUUUACCAUAUGCAUGACUUAUCUAUGCUCUUCACUUUCAUUUUUUGGGCAGUUAUCCUGGGAAUCCUGUCAGUUUGGGUGGGCCUACGCGUAGUGCGUCGGUUUAGUAAGGAAACAGAUUCAGUUAUCUUUGAAGUAGAUGGACAACAGAGAGUAUCCCCAAGCAGCCUACACCGUAGACUGGUCUAUACUACAACUGCCUACCUACGCCAUUAUCUUCUUCCCGAAAGUAUGAAUUUUAUCUUCGGUCAUGUUUCUCGCCUUCAGCUAUUAAUUUUCGCGAUACUCUCUGGCUAUCUUAUAUUUUUUUCACUAAUUGGAAUUACAUACAAGAACUGGGUAACACCACACAAAACUGAACCAGGAUUAUUCAACACUCGUACAGGCGCUGGUGGAUUCGCAGAUCGAGUUGGUGCAUUAGCAUAUGCACUUACACCUCUCACAAUCGCUCUUUCUACACGCGAAAGUAUCCUCACGCUCAUCACAGGUAUAUCAUACCAACAUUUUAAUUUCUUACAUCGCUGGACAGGCCGUAUAAUGUAUGUGCAGUCUUUUAUGCACAUUUUUAUAUGGACUGUCGUUCAGGCUUAUCUAUAUCAGCCACAGCCUCGCCUAUACCAUGCCUUUAUCAUUCAACCCUACAUCCUCUGGGGUAUUGUCGCCAUGACACUUCUCACAUUCCUUACUGUAUUUAGUAUGAAGUCGGUGAUCAAGUGGACAGGCUAUGAAUUUUUUCUUAUCUCGCACUUAGUUGUUGCCGGAGUUUACAUAGGUGCAUGUUGGUCUCACUGGGACAAACUUAAAUGUUGGAUGAUCGCUUCACUGGUAAUUUUGCUGUUGGACUUGGUGCUUCGAUGGAUCCAUUUUGCCUUGAUUCAUUUUAGAAUUAUAGGCGAAAAUAAGGGCUUCGUUGCUGCUCAGGCACGCCUGCAGUAUUUUGACGAUUCCGCUGGAGGAAUCGUACGACUUGACUUUGAACACGCCCAUAAAGCCUGGAGUCCUGGGCAGCAUUAUUUUCUCACUUUUCCUAAUUUAUCCAUCUGGCAGGCCCACCCAUUUACUGUUCUAUCUUCUCCUCGUCCAGAAUCCCCUGUUCAAAAGCACUCCUACAUUAUUCGCUGCCGUUUGGGUGAAACGGCCAAGCUUGGUGUUCUUGCGAGCCAACUUACAAAUACGGGCCAAACAACACCAGUUCUUCUCACUGGUCCUUACGGUACCGAUAUUAUACCUCAGAAAGUUUCCAACAUCCUUGCUAUCACCGGAGGCACAGGAAUCUCUUUCACCCUCCCUGUACUGUUAGAAGCUACAUUGCGUCCCAAUUGCGGGCUCAUCCAGCUCGUAUGGAUAGUCCGAUAUUUCAAAAAUCUCGAGUGGGUCGCAUCAGAAAUUGAGGCAUUGAAGGGCAUUCCGAAUUUUCACCUUCGAAUUAUCAUUACAAGUGGGAAGGAACCAGAUGCUAAAGAUCUAGAUGUUGAGCUCAAGGACGAGAAAAAUGUAUCAGAAAUUACUGUUAGUGAGAAGAAGCAUGGUCUGUGGUCCCUCCCAGAAGAAGUUGAUCUUGUUUAUCUGAACCGGCGACCAAAUUUGAAAAAAGAGAUUCAAGAUUACAUGGAGAAGACAGAUGGUAAAAGUUUGUUUGUUGUUGGGAGUGGUCCUCCCGGGAUGGGUGCUGAUGCCCGAAAAGCGGUGGCAAGCUUUAACUCUGCCAAAAAGGUUUGGACAGGAGAUAAAGCUGGCGACAUGGGAUUUUAUUGGGAUUACUGA
Molecule: messenger RNA, 1878 nt
Organism: Blumeria graminis f. sp. triticale
Lineage: Eukaryota; Fungi; Ascomycota; Leotiomycetes; Helotiales; Erysiphaceae
Source: the annotation of a GenBank genome assembly